Diospyros lotus (date-plum) is the source of this 965-nucleotide messenger RNA. RefSeq names its product dirigent protein 22-like. The coding region runs from base 62 to 682 and encodes 206 amino acids. The record is from RefSeq and is a predicted model, not a curated record. The transcript has a single exon. Lineage: Eukaryota; Viridiplantae; Streptophyta; Magnoliopsida; Ericales; Ebenaceae.
CAUCUAUAUAUGUUUGCCCGUCAAACUGGUUCAGGUUGUUUGUUGCAGAAAUAAGAGAGACAUGGGUAAAAUCGCCAUAGCACUACUCCUGUUCUGUUCGCUGAUCCUGCCGGCGCCGGCAUACCACGGCGUCCCCCGAGAUCCGGAAUCGGUCGCGGAUUGGUUCGACAAUCAAAUCUACAAAACCGAGAAGCUAACAAAGCUUCAUUUCUUCAUCCACCACGAAGUGAGCGGCAAAAACCCGACAGCCCUGGAGGUAGUCCGGCCCAACAAAACCCACGGCCGCUUCGACUUCGGCGUGGUCGUGAUGUUCGACGACGCGGUGACGGUGGGGCCGGAGCGCGACUCCACCGAAAUCGGCCGAAUCCAGGGGAGCUUCAGCUCGGCCGGCUUGAACGAAGUGAGUCUGAUGAACAACUUCCUCCUCUUCUUCACCGGUGGACAGUACAAGGGCAGUAGUCUCAGCAUCCUAGGCAAGAACACGCCGUACGAGCCCUACCGGGAGAUGGCCGUCGUCGGAGGAUCCGGUGUUUUCCGGCUAGCACGAGGAGUUGCGACCGUCAAUAAAUACGCGUACGACGACAAAACCGGCGAUGGCGUUCCCGAGUACCAUGUUAUGGUGAUUCAUCAUGAUUCGUCGGCCGAAGCCUCUCCUAAAACUAGUUGCUCUGAUGAGCUGUGAUAAUUGACAACGCUAUAGCGAUUGUCCAUUCUCCGGUUGCUUUUUCCCUAAUAAUCUGUAUUACCCCAGACAAGAAAGAAAAAAGACAAAACAAAAAAGAUCCCUAGGUCUUCGGAUUUGCUUUUCUAUUUACUUCUUAAGCUAUUGGUUAGGUAGAGUCCGUCGUCAUGGCCGGAAAUUUCAGCUAGUCGCCGGAGUUGUUGUCUGGAAUUUUACUGUACGUACUUGGUGCUAUCAACGGAACCAUCUUUUCCAUCAAUCCAAAUAUAAUACCGUCUGCGCA